AUGUUCUUUUACCUGAACAAGAAAGCAUUCUUCUUCGGAAAGGUUGUGAAAGCGGCUGUGAUUGCUUUUCAGAUUGCCAUUCCCAAUAAUGUGAAGUUGAAAUGUAUAUCUUGGAACAAGGACCAAGGAUUCAUAGCAUGUGGUGGUGAAGAUGGAUUACUGAAAGUUUUGAAAUUAGAGACACAGACAGGUGAUGCAAAGUUGAGGGGUCUUGCAGCUCCUAGUAACCUUUCUAUGAAUCAGACUCUUGAAGGCCAUAGUGGUUCUGUUCAAGUGGUGACAUGGAAUGAGCAAUACCAGAAGUUGACCACCAGUGAUCAAAAUGGGCUUAUCAUUGUCUGGAUGUUAUAUAAAGGCUCUUGGUAUGAGGAGAUGAUCAACAACAGAAAUAAGUCAGUGGUCCGGAGUAUGAGCUGGAAUGCCGACGGGCGGAAGAUCUGCAUCGUGUACGAAGACGGGGCUGUCAUCGUUGGCUCGGUGGAUGGGAAUCGUAUUUGGGGAAAAGACCUGAAGGGUAUACAGUUAUGCCAUGUAGCUUGGUCUGCAGACAGUAAGAUCUUACUUUUUGGAAUGGCAAAUGGAGAAAUCCACAUUUAUGAUAAUCAAGGGAAUUUUAUAAUGAAGAUGAAACUCAACUGUUUGUUGAACGUGACGGGAGCGAUCAGCAUUGCCGGGAUUCACUGGUACCACGGCACCGAGGGCUACGUGGAGCCGGACUGCCCCUGCCUGGCGAUUUGCUUUGACAACGGGAAGUGUCAAAUCAUGAGACAUGAGAAUGACCAAAACCCUGUGGUGAUGGACGCUAACAUGUAUAUCGUGAGUGUCCAGUGGAACCACAUUGGCAGCGUGCUGGCUGUGGCGGGUUCCCAGAAGACGGUCACCCAGGAAAAAGAUGUAAACACUGUGCAGUUCUAUACCCCGUUUGGUGAGCAUCUGGGGACUCUGAAGGUGCCUGGAAAGCAGAUGUCUGCACUCUCUUGGGAAGGAGGUGGACUGAAAAUUGCAUUGGCUGUUGAUUCUUUUAUAUAUUUUGCUAAUAUUCGGCCCGAUUACAAGUGGGGUUAUUGCUCAAAUACUGUAGUUUACGCUUAUACCAGACCUGAUCGUCCGGAAUACUGCGUUAUCUUUUGGGAUACAAAAAACAAUGAGAAAUAUGUUAAAUAUGUGAAGAGUCUCAUUUCUAUUACUACCUGUGGAGAUUUCUGCAUAUUGGCAACAAAAGCUGAUGAAAAUCAUCCUCAGGAGGAGAGCGAGAUGGAAGCCUUUGAUGCAACGUUUGUGCUAGUGCUCUGUAAUUCCAUCGGCACACCCUUGGACCCCAAAUACAUUGAUAUUGUACCAUUACAUGUUGCUAUGACCAAAACCCAUGUGAUCGCAGCUUCGAAAGAAGCGUUUUAUAUCUGGCAAUACCGUGUGGCAAAGAAGCUCACAGCAUUGGAAAUUAAUCAGAUCACUCGGUCUCGAAAAGAAGGGCGAGAAAGGGUUAUUGUGCUGAAAUUGGACCGUGGCACAAGGGAUCCAAUUUGUGCCAUAACUGCAUCUGAUAAGACAUUGAUUGUGGGGCGUGAAUCUGGCACCAUUCAGAGAUACAGUCUUCCUAAUGUUGGUUUGAUUCAAAAAUACUUUCUUAAUUAUCGUCCCUCCCAGUUAUCCUUGAAUUGCAGCUCUAGUCGUCUUGCUAUCAUAGACACCUCAGGAGUUCUCAUUUUUUUUGACUUGGAUGCUCGGGUCACAGACAGCACAGGCCAGCAAGUCACCGGGGAGUUGCUAAAGCUGGAGCGGAAGGAUGUCUGGGACAUGAAGUGGGCCAGAGAUAACCCUGAUUUAUUUGCAAUGAUGGAAAAGACAAGAAUGUAUGUUUUCAGAAACCUGGAUCCAGAGGAACCCAUUCAGACUUCCGGAUAUAUAUGUAACUUUGAGGAUUUAGAAAUCAAGUCUGUUCUUUUGGAUGAGAUCUUAAAGAAUCCAGAACAUCCAAACAAGGAUUAUAUAAUUAACUUUGAGAUUCGGUCCCUGCGAGAUAGCCGAGCUUUGAUUGAGCAGGUUGGAAUUGAAGAUGCCUCUCGAUUUAUAGAGGACAAUCCACACCCCCGACUUUGGCGCCUGCUGGCUGAAGCUGCUCUCCAGAAACUGGAUCUGCACACUGCAGAGCAGGCGUUUGUCCGUGGCAAAGACUACCAAGGCAUUAAGUUCGUGAAGCGCCUGGGCAACCUGCAGACCGAGUCCAUGAAGCAGGCUGAAGUGGUUGCCUACUUUGGCAGGUUUGAGGAGGCUGAAAGGAUGUAUCUUGAUAUGGACAGAAGAGAUCUUGCUAUUGGGCUCCGGCUGAAAUUGGGAGACUGGUUUAGAGUUCUUCAACUCCUGAAAACUGGGUCUGGUGAUGCCGACGACAGCCUGCUGGAACAGGCCCACAAUGCCGUCGGGGACUACUUUGCUGAUCGACAGAAGUGGUUGAAUGCUGUACAAUAUUAUGUACAAGGCCGGAACCAGGAACGCUUAGCCGAAUGCUAUUACAUGUUAGAGGAUUACGAGGGACUGGAGAGUCUUGCCAAUUCUCUCCCAGAAAACCACAAGCUGCUUCCAGAAAUAGCACAAAUGUUUGUGAGAGUUGGAAUGUGUGAACAAGCCGUAGCUGCAUUUUUGAAAUGUAGCCAACCAAAGGCAGCGGUCGAUACCUGCGUGCAUCUCAACCAGUGGAACAAGGCUGUUGAAUUGGCUAAAAAUCAUAGUAUGAAGGAAAUUGGACCCCUGCUAGCGAGGUAUGCAUCUCACUUACUGGAAAAAAAUAAAACCCUUGAUGCCAUAGAACUCUAUCGGAAAGCCAGUCACUUUUACGACGCUGCUAAGCUCAUGUUUAAGAUCGCAGAUGAUGAGGCAAAGAAAAGAACUAAGCCUUUACGUGUUAAGAAGCUCUAUGUGCUAUCAGCUCUGCUUAUAGAGCAGUACCAUGAACAAAUGAAAAAUGCUCAGAGAGGAAAAGUUAAAGGAAAGAGUUCUGAGGCUACUUCCGCCCUGGCUGGUUUGUUGGAAGAGGAAGUUCUGUCGACAACUAGUCGUUUCACAGACAACGCCUGGAGGGGGGCGGAGGCGUACCACUUCUUUAUCCUGGCACAGAGGCAGCUCUAUGAGGGAUAUGUGGACACUGCGUUGAAGACAGCUCUUCACCUGAGAGACUAUGAAGACAUCAUCCCCGCUGUUGAGAUCUACUCCCUGCUGGCGCUCUGUGCGUGCGCCAGCAGGGCUUUCGGGACUUGUUCGAAGGCUUUUAUUAAACUGGAAUCUCUAGAGACCCUCAGUUCAGAACAGAAGCAGCAGUAUGAAGACCUCGCUCUGGAAAUCUUCACCAAGCAUACUCCGAAAGAUAAUAGAAAAUCUGAGCUGGACAGCCUUCUUGAAGGCGGAGAAGGGAAACUGCCCACGUGCGUGGCCACGGGAAGCCCAAUCACAGAGUAUCAGUUCUGGAUGUGCAGCGUCUGCAAGCACUGCGUCCUGGCUCAGGAAAUCAGUAACUACAACUUCUGCCCCUUGUGCCACAGCCCGGUGGGAUAGUCGGUGGGCAGGUGCAGGUAUUGCGGGCAGCCUAGACGUGGAGAUCUGUUUAUGUGAUACAGUUGAUUUCUACAUGUCUUAUCUGAAUGUUGGCAUUAUUUCAGAGUUGUGUUUUGUUUUUUUUCAGAGUUGUGAUUUUAUACAUAUAGUUGUAGAAAUACAACUAAGAAACAAUGAUAGUGGUUUUCAUACAGAAAUGUAUGGAAUUUUGUACCUUAUUUUAUCUAGCUACAUCGCUAGCUGUCUUGUGGUUUGUUAAGUGAUAUUAUGGAAAUAUUUCAAAUAAGAACUUUUUUCGCAGUGGCGAGGUUACUGAUUUUUACCAAGAGCCUCGAUGGGAGGAAGAGGGGCGCAUGAGUGGGCACGGCCGAGGGCAGAACAUGGCACACCUGCACACGGAGCCUCUCACAGUGCUGCGCUGAGCUUUCUGUUGCGUUUAAUUAAAUAUGAACUGAUGACUUCUGCAUUUUAUUUUUAGAAAUAAGAAGGCAUUUUAAGACCUUUAACAGUCUGAAUGAUUUCUAAUAGCCGUUUAAAAAAAUCUAGCUUUUAAAUAAGACUUACUUUGUCUUAUCUAUGAGAGAGAUGGCAUUUCAGUUACUUUUCAAAACAUCGUGCAAAAAACCUGACUCUGCUUACAGUGAUAUAAAUUCAUACAGAACAUGUAUUUGGUAGGGAUAGUUCCGGUUGAAACAUUGUCACCAAGUUGGACCCUUUAUUUAAUUAGCUUUUGGGUUGAAGGCAGUGAUUCCUUCUUGAUACACAUCUGUAUCAUAAUUAUCAUAAUCAUCAUUCAUUUAAAAAGACUAUCAUUAAUUAAAACACAAAAAGUUGUAUCAGUCAUGGGUAAAUACCUGUUUUAUAUUGCUAGUUAUGUUCAUUUCUCAUGAAUUUUUGUUUUUAAUUUUGUGACUAGAGACUAAAAUCUAGCAUGAAUUUAUCAAAUUCAUGUGCUGACAGUUGACUUAUGUUCCUCAGAGACAGGGAAUGAAGAGAACGGUUAUUGUUCAUGGAGUUAGACGCUCAGGUUAGUUCAUUCUCUCAUGGUGCCAUGCCAGUGGGCCACAUCGGUCACAGUGCGAGUCCAAGCAGGUGCUGCUGUCAUGUCCUGCCUGUCACUCUGCCUCAUCCACUUCCUUGAUGAGGCUAUUAAGAGUCCCAGAGUUGAAAUUUGUACUGGGACACCCACUUGCUCUCUACAAGGGGCCAGGGCAAGCCCACCCACUGGGUGCGGUAGGUCCCAGCCAGCCCACUGAGCAGGUGUGGGCUUGAUUGUGUUUCUUGGGCUGAGGGAUUUUUAUCACCAUUUGUAAACUCAAUACAGACCUUGCACACAUUGAGUGCAUUACAGAUCUCAUAGUGUUCAGGAAAAGUUAAUACCUGUUGUAUAUUUUGUGCCUCAUUAGUUCAGGUAUGGUCACACACAGACACCCUGUUUACUUUGCUGAACAUGUCUCAUCAGUUCACUUAUUUAUUGAAGUUUAACAAUUUUAUCUAAUUUUUUUUUCUAUGAAAGAAUAAUCCCCAUAUCAAAAACAAAUUCUGAAGAGAGCAACCCUAAAGAAUAUAUCUCCCUUUGAAUUAACUAUAUCUUUUCAUACGACUUUUUCUUUUCAAGAAUGAAACUGUUUUCUGCUGCAUCAGCAAAAGCAUACUGUUAGGGAUGUGGGUGUCUGCAGGGCGAGUGCUCAGAGCUAUGCUUUCCGGUCUACGUACUGCCUGAAUCUCUCUUCUUCACUUCUUCCUUUUCCGUCCUGGGAACCAGCUGAGAACUCCUCUGGUUCUUACUAUGAGCUGUUACUUACACUCCUGUUUACUUCAGCUCCAAAGCUAGUGGUUGUCUCCUCCAGCCUUCUACCUUAUCUUUGGGAAUUCUCAUUUGCCAUUUCAUGCUGCAUGAGCCCUAGAUAUUUUCCUGCAGUGACUAUUCCACAUGUAUCUUGCGUUGCCUUCGCUACUAGUUUUGGUCAAGACAAAACCCAAAAUCUCUGCAAACUGCUCAGACCUUAUAGACCUAAUUAUUGCAUGUGUGUGUGCAUGCGCACAUAUAUAUGCUCAUGAAUAUACACACAUACAUAUCUUUUCUGCUAUUGUAGAAUCUCAUAAUUGGGAUUUAUAUCUGAAAAAGUUUUAGUGAUCUGCCCUAAUGUCUUAGGGACCUUUGUUUGGCUUAAAAAUAGACUAGAGACAGAUCCAUGGUGUUAGUUGAUCCAGCUGAUUUUCUUCAUAAUGAAGCAAAUUUCAGGGUAACACCACUAACAGAUUCUCUUAUGUUGAAAGAGGCAAAAAUGAAGUACAGAUGGCAAAAUAUAACAAGUAGUGGGGGAGAAGUUGGAUAGACAGAAGGAAGCAGUGUGUUGGGGACUACCAGUAUCAUGAAAACGUUUCUUGUAAGAAACAUAAACUGACUCUCUUUAAAUAAUAGUGAGUGAUCUUUUACCAUAAAACUUGGCCUGAAUUAAAUUGAGUUUCAAAGUAGUAUCGCAGACCACAGUAUUGAGAUGCCAGAAUGGACAGACAGGGCAGUGUGUAAAAGACAACAUAACAGCGUUUGCCUCUAUCACGUACAAAUGCUAAUUUCACUGUAUAUAUAUAUAUAUAUAUUUUUUUUUUGUUAAAAUACACUUUGAAAUUAUAUUUUUGUAUUCUAAGAGCCUAGAUAUUAGGUUUUUGUGUGGCAUUAAUUGAAAA
Molecule: messenger RNA, 6240 nt
Organism: Condylura cristata (star-nosed mole)
Lineage: Eukaryota; Metazoa; Chordata; Mammalia; Eulipotyphla; Talpidae
Gene: WDR35
Product: WD repeat domain 35
Exons: 28
Coding region: 1-3549 (1182 amino acids)
Biological process (GO): intraciliary retrograde transport; protein localization to cilium; non-motile cilium assembly
Cellular component (GO): intraciliary transport particle A; non-motile cilium
Molecular function (GO): protein binding
Source: RefSeq, a predicted model, not a curated record